UGGUCACCGGGUCGAAUGGAGGCUUCUUCUCCUUAUUCCUCAUCAUUACCCUCACAACUACAACGGUGGUAAUCUAAAGGGCCAAUAAAGGCAUAAUAUCAUGUAUCACUCUUCAGCUGUAUGGAAAAAGCAGUAAGGGAUUCCUUUCGAUUCAGCUCCGACUGUGCAGGGAUCAAUGCACACAAUGUUACUGCAUCUUUAUCGAUAGCAUCCACAAUUCGAUAAGGUCUCACUGAACUUGGCUGAGAUGAUUCAAAGAACCCAACUCCAUGAGAAAACUAUUUCAGAGUGACCUUCCAAAGUAAGUUAGGGAUACUUCUCCAAUAAUGUUUGACCGUAUCUCGGAUUCAUAGGGAGCCACUGGGAGCCAGCGAAAAUUCUGCAACACAAUCGUAGGGCUUUAAGCAAACGACAAUUCGUGUUGGCUAUUGCCUAUUUAUUAAUUCUCAGAUCCUGUCCAGUUGCCAGCGUUGGAGCAACCCAAUAAUCAAAAUGGCUUUCACAAUGCACUCCCAUUCGGGGCAGUUCUGCCCUGGGCAUGCCAAAGACCAGCUGGAGGAUAUCAUCAAGCACGCCAUCAGUCUAGGCUUCACGACGAUGGGGCUCACCGAGCAUAUGCCACGAACGGGAUUGGACGACCUUUAUCCUGAAGAGCUCGACAACCCAGAGCAGUCCCUUGCCGAACUGGGUCCUCGGCAUGAGGCAUACCUGGUCGAAGCGCAACGACUACAGGCCGCCUAUGCGUCGGAGAUCCACCUCCUGAUAGGCUUUGAGGGAGAAUGGUUGCGUCCUAGCUACGGUCCACUCAUCAAAUCCUUGGCCUCUCACCCUUGCAUCGACUACUUCAUGGGCUCGCUCCACCACGUGAAUGCCAUACCCAUUGACUUUGAUUCGGCGUAUUACCAGAAAGCGGUGGAAUCCGCCGGCGGCACAGAGGAGCGGCUCUACGAAAAGUAUUACGAUGAGCAGUUUGAGAUGCUCGAGGCUCUGAAGCCAAGAGUCGUGGGUCACUUUGAUCUAUGCCGGUUACUGAGCGCGGAACCAGGUCGAGAUGUGAGGGAGUGGAAGGGGGUCUGGGAGAGGAUAGUGAGGAACUUGCAGUUUGUGGCCGAGUAUGGAGGUUGGCUGGAAUGCAACAGCAGUGCGUUAAGAAAGGGGCUUGUGGAGCCCUAUCCAUGCCGUGCCAUUGCGGAGGAGUGGUUGAGCCGAGGAGGCAAGUUCACUCUUUCAGAUGAUAGUCAUGGCAUCGCCCAGGUGGCAACGAAUUACAAAAGAGCACUGGAAUACCUCGAGAGCCUCGGAGUUUCUACCCUCAUGACACUAGAGAGAAUCCCACCUACAGGAGUGGCUCAUGAGAACAAGGCAACACUGGUCACAAAGGAGGUGCCAGUCAGCACUGUGAAGAGAUGCUUUGAAUAGAUGGAUAAAUGCAUAGAUUUCUGAUAUCGUUCUGUCCUAGAUGCCCUAGCUGCUCAAGUAAGCAACCCCCAAAUCAAUGAUAGAAUCACUUUCCUGUUC
Molecule: messenger RNA, 1518 nt
Organism: Pseudomassariella vexata
Lineage: Eukaryota; Fungi; Ascomycota; Sordariomycetes; Amphisphaeriales; Pseudomassariaceae
Product: histidinol phosphate phosphatase HisJ family protein
Exons: 3
Coding region: 493-1419 (308 amino acids)
Biological process (GO): L-histidine biosynthetic process
Cellular component (GO): cytoplasm
Molecular function (GO): histidinol-phosphatase activity
Source: RefSeq, a predicted model, not a curated record